AUGGGCACAUGCUCGGGCAAGGAUUCCGACGAGGAGAUCCGGAGGCACCUGAGCUGGUCCAGCGGCGGAGACGGGCCCCCGCGCCUCGGCGUCCAAGGGCCUUCGGCACCAGGGGCGCCACGGCCACAUGUGCGCCUCGGCCACGGGCUUGAAGCGCAGGGUUCUGAGGGGCCGCUUAUCCUUGACGCCAUGGUGGUCAACGGCACGGGCGCCAACGGCACCUCUUUCCGCCGCAAGGCCGACGUUGACGAGCAGGAGGCCAAGCGGCUGGAGCUGGAGAUCGCGGUGACCGCCCUGGAGCAGAACAUCGCGGAGCUUGAGGAGGAGAUCCAGCUGGCGAAGGCGGAGAAGGCCAGGAAGGCGGCCAGGAGCCGCGCCAGGGCCGAGAUGCCAGAGCCCCCGCGGGAGAGGUCCGAGCUGCUCCGGCCCCACCUCGGCACAGACUCCGACCGCCUGGACAGCCUCGAGAGCCUCAGGGAGCAGAUGGCGAGGGCCCGGGAGGAGGAGCUGCUCACGACCGAUGAGAACAGACUCCGAGAACUCAGCCGCACCAUAUCCGAGCUCCAGGACUGGAUCCUUCGCCUGGAAGGGCCGCGGGGGCAGAAGCCAGAGUCGGAGCUGGUGAAGGAGUCGCGGGAGUCGUGA
Messenger RNA from Prorocentrum cordatum, 645 nucleotides. Lineage: Eukaryota; Dinophyceae; Prorocentrales; Prorocentraceae. The record is from the annotation of a GenBank genome assembly.